Molecule: messenger RNA, 570 nt
Organism: Dentiscutata erythropus
Lineage: Eukaryota; Fungi; Glomeromycota; Glomeromycetes; Diversisporales; Gigasporaceae
Source: the annotation of a GenBank genome assembly
AUGUUCCUGUUGUAGACAUAGUACCUACAGCAAAGAAAUGCACACAAAAUAAGAAACUUAGAUCACCCGAAUCAGAGCCGUGGUGGAAAACAGCACUUACUCUUAGUUACCUUAAAGUCGCUGCACCACAUCAUAAAAAACUAUGGGAAGAUAAAUACAAUAAAGCUCGCGAAUAUCUUUCUAAACAAAUUGGAGAUGCAGCAGCAGAAAAAGAAUUAUUAGAUUGCGCCGACGCGUAUGUCAUUGAUAAUGUCACUAAAAAGGUUGAGAAAGAUCAUAAGAAGACUGCUGCACUUCCUAUUAUUCAGGAAGCAGCUUCUCCCGAGAAACACAAAGAAAUUGUAUCCAAACAAAAAGAUGAUGGUUGUAUUGAGUUGGAUGAUUCAGUGUGCAAAGAAUUAGAUGCUCCCAAGGAGGAUAUUAUUACUACAAUUAGAAAGAAGAUACCUAACAAAAAACUUCAAUCACCUGAAUUUUCAUCAAGUCUUGAAACCGCUAUUAACCUUUCAUAUCUAAAAAAUGCUGCGGGUAAAUAUGAAGAUGACUGGAAAGACAAAUAUAAUAAAGCCC